CGUCGAGUCGAAAAGACGAAAGUUGCAAAAACGAAAAGAUGAACUGCCGAAAAUAAUCGCGUGUCCUCGGUUCCUUGAUUUCUUAUUCUUUCCACACACCGGAACUGAGACUCUUAUCAAGAUGGAAAACUCCUCUCCUCCCCCGCUCCCCUCCGUCUGCGUGAUCGGCGCCGGACCAUCGGGGCUCGCCGCGGUCAAGAACCUCGCAGACUCCAAAAACUUCGGGAAAAUCAAGUGUCUGGAAAAGCAGCCCGAAGUUGGCGGCCUGUGGGUGUACGACGACCGAACCGGGAGGGACGAGAGCAGUUGUUUCGAGAAAGACAAAAACGUCGGGAUCCACGGGUCCAUGUACCAGAACCUGUACAGCAACGGGCCGAAGGAGUGCAUUGAGUACGCGGACUAUACGUGGAAACAGCAUUUUGAGACCACAGUAAGAGUAACUGGGAAAAAAAUAGCAAACAUAUCCAACUGCUCCUCUUUUCCCCCGCGGAAGCCCGUGCUGGAUUACAUCCGCGGGCGGCACGAGAAAUAUUUGGAAAAAUAUGUGUCCUGCAACUGCGAGGUCUAUUCUGUAGAGAGUGCUGUGCCAAUAGCUCCUGCAUCAGCGUCAUCUUUAUCCGGUCGUACUGCUUCACGUUCCUCGACGAGUAGCAAGAAGUACCGAGUCACGUAUUGCGAAAAGGAUCUUCAUCGAGUGUUGAGCAGUGUAGAAGCCGUUGCUGCGUCAUCAGCUACAGGAACAACUACAGCUUCUGUAGAACCAGAAGCAGCAGCGGUUUGUUCUUCAAGCAGCGUCGAGAUGACGAUGACCUCCUCCUCCUCGUCCGCGUCCGACCCACGCGGCUGUACAACCUCCUCUACCGUAGCGGAAAGCAGUGCGGACGUCAUGAAGGCCUCACCGUCUUCAACUUUGACGCCUUCGACCUCGGCCUCUGAUUUUGACCACCAAGACUCCGCAAACGGACCGCCACCCGGAAUAAACGCGAACCACGAGGACGUUGGUCUGGAAAACAAAUCUUCGAGUUGUACUAGUAGCAAACUGUGGCACACCGAUGAGUACGAUUUCAUCGUCGUUGCUACGGGGCACUUUUCCACACCCGCAGUCCCACAACUUCCCGGACUGGCACUGACAAUCGGGACCACAGCCAGAGGACUUAAUGCUAAUUCAGUUUCAGAUUCACCGCCGGCCCCACGAGGACACCUGAUCGAAGUCUCGCACAGCCACGACUUCCGGAAUGCGAGGCAGUACGCAGGCAAGCACGUGGUAGUCGUUGGCAGCAGCUGCUCUGCGCAGGACGUGGUCUCCCAGUUGCUGAAGUACGACGCAAAACAUAUCACGCUGGCCAUGCGGAAGUGCAAGCAAUUUUUGACGACUCCGUGGCCGAAGAAUAAGGUGACGGUGCGGGGGAACCUGUGUGCGAGGACGGACGGGAAGAUCUGGUUCAACAAAGCGGAAUCUAAGGAAGAAGAAGGAAUAGACGAGAGCACUGUGGAUGCGAUUAUUCUCUGCACAGGGUAGAAGUACAGCUGGUUCUUAUGUUGAAUGGAUUCACACUCACUGUGGUAAAAGCAAUUUACAUUUACAAUUUGCCACUAAAAAAGUCAGCUGAUCUACUUGGUGUCGAUUUGUGAAAGUUUCGAAGCGAUUAAAAUCGAACGAGACACCAGAAACCGUAUGAAAUCAUCAAAUCUCAGGUACAAGCACUACUUUCCCUUCAUGGAGAAAAGCCUGCGACUACAGGUCGAAAGCAAUGACGUCUACAUUCCGAACCUGUACAAGGGAGUUUUGCUACCCCAGGACCUCAACAUCGCCUACUUGGGCAUGCAGGAUCAAUGGUAUCCAAAGUAUACUAGAUCUUUAAUGCUGUGUUGCGAAUGCCCGAUCUAUCAUGCCAUUUUUCCUAUGCAAAAAUCUUCCUCUGUGUUGUCCUAUCCCGCCUACGGAGAAAUGACUUCGUAUUCUAUCCCAUCCCGCUGCAAGAUUGAUGAUCCCUGAAAAAUAAAACAAAAGGUUUACUUUCACCAUGUUUGACGCCCAAGCAGCCUGGUUCACUGCGCUCUGGACUUCCUUUCCAGCCGGAAAUAUGAAGCCGACACCCGAGCAAGUCACGGCCGCGCUGGCCGAAGACACUGCAGAAUUCGACAGGAUGGACGGGAGUGAUUCAGCGGAGUGCGGGUUCCAAGCGGAUUACAUCGAGUACUUGUACAAAAAUGCGGAAAGAAUGCGAUCGGAAAAUAAAUGUGAAAGGCAAGAAGACAAUAAACACCAACCACACGACGACGACAACGACGAUCUUGCCUCGAGCGAGAGAAUAAACGGCAAGUUGAACUACUCCACGUGGAUGAAGCACUGUCACGGGCUGUUCAUGCGAUGGACGAGGCACAAGCAUGCUAAUGUGUUGACGUAUCGGGACAAGGCCCACGUGUCGUUUUUCAGUGGGGACUUGGCGCCGAAGCCCGCGAAAACGUGGGUGGACGACCACUCGGAAGGGGAUUACCUGGCAGAGUACUCGGCGGAAAGGUUGCCGACGGCUGGUGCGGGGGCUGACUUGGAUUCCUCCACGGAAAAUGUGAGUUUUUAAAAAAGUAGUCAUGUCCUCUCAUAAAUAUCGCAGGGUGAACAUAACUACGGCCUUGCGUUUGGUGCGUAGGAGAACAAUGACCGACUGCGCCCCCGCCCCCGCACAGCUCCGGAGUUUUGGGUUUCACUUGAUAUUUCACGACUAUAACGAAAAAAUUCUCAAUGUGAUAGAUGGAAUAAAAUCGUUUCAAAUAAAUCAAUAACUACUCGUCCAUCGUCAGUUCAUGUCGUUUCUUCUGCAAUUUGGAUCUUGUAUGCAGUUUCGCUUAGGCUCGGCCUCGAGUUGUGUAAGUGUAACCAUAUGUUGCUGCUGCGACUUUGGCGUAGCGGAGCCAAGUGUAGCAAGGUCUGCCAGGGUCUCUAGAGUUCCAGCAGCGAGGUACACAGCAACGUUUCAUAGAGAGACAGACAUUUCUUGGUAUAGUACAGAGAAAGCGCACUGGCGCACUGUCUAGAAAGAAGUGGUUUCUACUUUCGGGGUCUCUCAGCUGUUGCGUAAAGUCGCAUGCUCUGCUGCUGCGACGCACAAGCACACAGCAGAAAAAAGAGUAGCAGCUAGCUCGUGCGAAGGCGGCAUAAUUGGAGCACCUUCAACAAGAACAACAGCAAACCGCGAGCCUAGCCAUAGUCCUCCUUAAUAGCG
Messenger RNA from Amoebophrya sp. A120, 3224 nucleotides. Lineage: Eukaryota; Dinophyceae; Syndiniales; Amoebophryaceae. The record is from the annotation of a GenBank genome assembly.